Hibiscus syriacus is the source of this 1613-nucleotide messenger RNA. Its product is annotated as UDP-D-xylose:L-fucose alpha-1,3-D-xylosyltransferase MGP4-like. The transcript has 4 exons. Lineage: Eukaryota; Viridiplantae; Streptophyta; Magnoliopsida; Malvales; Malvaceae. Gene Ontology annotation, cellular component: Golgi apparatus. Bases 161 to 1261 code for a protein of 366 amino acids. Gene Ontology annotation, molecular function: glycosyltransferase activity. The record is from RefSeq and is a predicted model, not a curated record.
UCCCUUUCAGUAUUCUUCUACUCUAAAGCUAUUGUCAUCAACGAUCAUCGUUCACAGAUCCGAUCUCAAAACACGUUUCCUUAAACCCAAAUUCUCCCCUCCCCCUCCGGUUGAAGUCGUUCUGUUAGUUUAAAACUCCAUAAAACAAGCUCGUUAAUUUAUGAACUUAGUGUUACCGGCAACAAUGUCAUCAUUCUUGCACCAACGACCCAUCCAGAACCCAUUCUCAAACGCCUACCCAAUCUCCCCACGUUCUUCAUCAAGCUUGCAAAGACCCAUUUCGAUCUUCAGUCCAACAGGCCUAACUAUUCUCCUCUCGCUCAUGGUAAUCCUCGGAGUGUUCGCGCCCUGGUCAGGCAUGCCCCAAUCCAUGUUCUCUAACUCAAAAAGGGCAUCUUCUUCUAUUUCCAAAUGGCGAGACUACUCUUUGGCCGAAGCCGCUUCCUUCGUCGCCAAAAAUGGUACCAUAAUUGUAUGUGCCGUCAGUCAACCUUACUUGCCUUUUCUCAGCAAUUGGCUGAUCAGUAUCACCAGACAAAAGCACCAAGAGAAAGUCCUUGUGAUAGCUGAGGAUUAUGCUACUCUUGACAAGGUUAAUGAAAAAUGGCCUGGCCAUGCCGUUUUAAUCCCGCCAGCUCUUGAUUCACAAACUGCCCACAAAUUUGGCUCUCAGGGUUUCUUCAAUUUUACUGCCAGGAGGCCUCGACAUUUGUUGCAAAUUUUGGAGCUCGGCUACAAUGUUAUGUAUAAUGAUGUUGAUAUGGUGUGGUUGGGAGAUCCCUUCCCUUAUUUCGAAGGAAAUCACGAUGUUUACUUCACUGACGACAUGGCUGCAGUGAAGCCACUGAACCAUUCCCAUGAUUUGCCACCUCCAGGGAAAAAGGGUCGCCCUUAUAUUUGUAGUUGUAUGAUUUUUCUGCGUGCUACAGAUGGAGCAAAACUAGUAAUGAAGAAAUGGAUUGAAGAACUUCAAGCUCAGCCAUGGUCCAAAGCACAGAAAGCAAAUGAUCAGCCUGCUUUUAACUGGGCUCUACUAAAAACUGCCGGAGUGGUGGAUCUCUACCUGCUUCCUCAGGCAGCAUUUCCAACCGGAGGAUUGUAUUUCAAGAACAAGACAUGGGUGCAGCAAACCAAGGGGAUGCAUGUCAUAAUUCAUAAUAAUUACAUCCUCGGCUUUGAGAAGAAGAUCAAGCGCUUCCGAGACUAUGGCCUGUGGUUGGUUGAUGAUCAUGUCCUCGAGUCCCCUCUGGGCAGAUUAUGAAAAAACCGAAAUACCUAGGGAUUGCUUUCUGCACAAUCAAUUACAGCCUCAACAACCACCCUAAAAGGUGGAUCAUCCAGUUGGGUCAUCUUCUUCUCAAAAGCAUCUGCUUGGAACCUCUCGGAUAAACAUUGAUCAUUAGGAGCUGAGAGUGCAGAUAACAUGGACCCUUAGCAGCUGAGAAAUGCUCAUUUUCUUCAGCAAAAUUCUUUCAUUUAAAUAGGGUUCAAUCAAGGGCAAAUUCCAAAUAUUGUGUUGUUCAAUUAUAACUUCGUUUCCAGACCUGAUGAAAUCAAUCAAUUUCUUCCGCAUUUGUUUUCCUUGACAUAAUGCAAAUGCAAUCUGUUCGCUG